AUGGCCCAGUCCCCUCCUCUGCAGGGCCUCCUCGGCCACGACCACUGGAUCUUCCCGCAGGGUUGGGGCUGGACCGGCCACUCGGACUCCACGUCCCCGGCCUCCUCCUCGGAUUCGUCGGGCUCCUGCCCCUGCGACCGUGCCCGCGGCCCCUCGCAGCCGGCGCCCCCUGCCCGCAGCGCCUCAGAGGCCGCCUCGAUGGCACCUGGACGUGCGCGGAGCCGGCCAGGAAGCGGGCAGCGGCAGAGCGCCAGUGAGCGCGAGAAGCUGCGCAUGCGCACGCUCGCCCGCGCCCUGCACGAGUUGCGCCGCUUUCUGCCGCCGUCCGUGGCGCCUGCCGGCCAGAGCCUGACCAAGAUCGAGACGCUGCGUCUGGCCAUCCGCUACAUCGGCCACCUGUCGGCCGUGCUGGGCCUCAGCGAGGAGAGCCUGCAGCGCCGGCGCCGGCGGCACAGCGACGCAGUGGUCCCUCGAGGCUGCCCGCUGUGCCCCGACGGCGGCCCCGCGCAGGCGCAGACGCAGACGCAAGGGUGCGGCCCUGGCUCAGCCGCUAGCGCCACGGUGUCCUGGGGGUCCCCGCCCGUCUGUCCCGGAGCCCUAGCGGCGCCCGAGCGCCUGGGGAGCAGGGUGUCUGAUAUGGGUCCCUGGGUGACACUCCCUUACUGCCCCGGGAUGCAGUCGCCCCCGCAGCUGUCCCAAGGGAGAGCCCCUGACGCAGCUCGUUGGACGCCGCCCCAAGCCUGUUCCGGAACGCAGACACCCCCAGAGCCCCGGGACCAGGCCACGCCCUGGACCUCGCCCCCCGCAGUGGAGCUGGCUGCAGUGUACCAGGGAAUCUCUAUGUCUCCAGAGCCUUGUCUGUUGCCAGAAACCCCUCCUGUCCUGCCCCGCCCAGCAUGCCAGAGACUCCAGCCUGAGACCCAGUGGGGAUGCUGGAGCCACAGUGCAGAGGUGCUGCCCAGCUCGGAGGACCAGGGACCAGGCCCCGCCUUCCAGCUCAGUGAUGAAAGCCCUCCCCAGAGCUCAGGCCUACAGCUCAGUGGCUGCCCUGAAUUUUGGCAAGAAGAUUUGGAGGGGACUCACCUGGGCAUCUUCUACUAAUGGCCUUGGCUGCCCACUUUCCAGCCAGGAAUCAGGCCUGUAGCGUGGGGUGUCCUCCUCACCUGCUACUUCACUAGUAUUCAGGCUUUGUUUUAGCCAAGGAUCCCUUUUCCAAGGGAUGUCUUUCAUGGAAGCAGUGUUUGAAACAGCUACGGGUGGCCUCCCUGGCUGAAGUCGGGGCUGGGGCAGUCCCUCCACUCCUAGAUGCCCCCCAGAACGACCAGUGUUCUGCAGAGCACAACCUGAGCUGCAGUAACAUGCGUUGUUUGACCACAGUGGUU
Molecule: messenger RNA, 1382 nt
Organism: Delphinapterus leucas (beluga whale)
Lineage: Eukaryota; Metazoa; Chordata; Mammalia; Artiodactyla; Monodontidae
Gene: MESP2
Product: mesoderm posterior bHLH transcription factor 2
Biological process (GO): mesoderm formation; heart morphogenesis; regulation of transcription by RNA polymerase II
Cellular component (GO): nucleus
Molecular function (GO): RNA polymerase II cis-regulatory region sequence-specific DNA binding; protein dimerization activity; DNA-binding transcription factor activity, RNA polymerase II-specific
Source: RefSeq, a predicted model, not a curated record